CCCGAAGCUAUCCUAAAGGCCCAAUGUCCAUCCGCGGCAGGUUUAGUGGUCUUGCGACUUGGUACGACAAAAUUGCAGCUUUUAGUAUUGAAACCAUCUUCGUGAAGGAAAGGUCGCCUGGACCAAGGCGGACGGUGUUUGUCAACGAGAGCCUACCGGAAGACUAUUAUGACAAGAAGAGGCGGAUAAAGAAGGAGCAUGUUUAUACGUCGAACCAGGUCAUCACUUCGAAGUAUAAUGUUCUUACUUUUCUACCGCGGAAUCUGCUUGAGCAGUUCAGACGGGUGGCGAACAUUUUCUUCCUUGGCAUCGCUGUCCUACAAUUUCUCCCCCAGUUCUCCACCGUUUCCUCUGCUCUUGCUAUUUUUCCUCUUCUUAUCGUUCUCGGGAUCACUGCUCUAAAGGAUGCUUCUGAGGACAUUAAACGCCAUCAAUCUGAUAGCCGAGUCAACUUUGGCACUGUCUGCAUUCUCGCUGGAGGCAAUUGGAACAAUCUCAACGUCACCAGCGACAAGAGUCGUGACCUCACGCACUAUAUAAACCGCUACCUUAUCCCUGCAAGGUUCAGAAAAACGAAACCUCCCACUCUACUUGCGGAAAAGGUAGAAGAAGGGGCCGGGGGUAUGGGGUUGGCUCCAGUUUUGCCACCUCCUGAUAUCGAGUUCGAUGACGGCACCGAUCACCCUCACCACCACCACCUCUUCGGCCAUCACUCUCACACCAGUCCUCAUUGGAAGAAGGCGCUUUGGGAAGAUGUUCGUGUUGGUGACUUUGUGAAAAUCUUCGACAACGAGUCUUUACCCGCUGACAUUCUCAUAUGCGCAACGUCCGAGGACGAGAAUUUCGCAUUUGUUGAGACGAAGAACUUAGAUGGAGAAACCAAUCUCAAAUCGCGAAAGGCCGUUCCUACAUUGGCACAUUUAGCGAACGCCAAAGCGUGUGCGAAGAGCAAGUUUACCGUCGAUUUGGACCGUCCGGACAAUAAUAUGUUCCGUUUAAAUUCUACGGUAAAGGCAAAUGGUGAACAGGCUUCGGCAGAUAUUCAGAUGAUGUUGUUGAGAGGAGCGGUGCUGAGGAAUACUGGCUGGGUUAUUGGCCUCGUUCUAUUUACAGGCGAGGACACCAAAAUCGUGCAGAACUCGAGCGGAACGCCUAGCAAGAGGAGCAAGGUAGAAAGGCAAAUGAACGUUCAAGUGUUUAUUAAUUUAAUGAUCCUUGCAUGUAUGGCGAUUGCAUGUGCCAUCGCUGGUUCUACCUUGGAGUAUCAACAGUAUCCUCAAGGCGCGCUGUGGCUCUACGGUGACAGCCAAAGUGUCGAUAAUCCUUCUAUCAACGGUCUCAUCACUUGGGCUUCCGCUCUUAUCACGUUCCAAAACAUCGUACCCAUUUCAUUGUACAUUGCCAUUGAGUUCGUUAGAACAUGGCAAGCCGCCUUCAUAUAUUUCGACUACGAGAUCUGGUACCCAAAGACAAACCAAGCCACUCUCGCUCGGUCAUGGAACUUAUCUGACGAUCUUGGACAAAUCGAGUACAUAUUUUCGGAUAAGACCGGUACUUUGACUCAGAACGCUAUGAUAUUUCGACAGUGUUCGAUCGGCGGUAAAAUGUAUGUUGGCGAUGUCGAGGAAGCACCUCCGGCCGCUAUGUCAGCAGAUGAUCAUGUUGAAGGACCCUCAGCAACUGCUACUGAGCCGACCCCCGCACCCACGAAGGCCGUAGAAACACGCUUCCACUGCGAACCACUCGAGAAGGACAUUGCUGCUGCCCUGCAAUCGAGCUCGACGACGGAGAAUGCUGCUCAUACGCAGGCUUUGAAUGGUUUUUUCUCGGUCCUGGCUUUGUGUCAUACCGUUCUUACCUCCAUCGAUCACGACACUGGAAAGAUCGAAUACAAGGCGCAAAGUCCGGACGAAGCGGCACUGGUACGUGCGGCGGCGGAAGUAGGAUAUGUCUUCCGUGGCCGUGAUAGAGAAGUUUUGACCUUGCAAACGCCUUUGUCCACCGGCCCUGACGAUGUCGAACGCUAUGAGCUUCUCAACAUCUUGGAGUUCACUAGUGCCCGGAAGAGGAUGAGUGUGGUGCUUCGGAAGCUGGACGAUGCAGACGGCAGACUGUUCCUGCUGACGAAGGGAGCGGACAAUGUUAUCUUUGAGCGACUACGGAAAAGCGGAGAUGAAGCAUUGCGAGAGCUGACCGAGACGCAUCUAAGUGAAUUUGCCAGCGGAGGAUUGAGGACAUUGAUUCUUGCAUAUAAAGACAUCGACGAAGACGAAUAUGCUGCUUGGAGCGAACGUUACCAUGAAGCUACCAUGGCGAUCGACAACCGGGAGGCGCGCAUAGAAACCGUUUCUGACGAGCUGGAACAUGAUUUACGAUUACUGGGCGCCACAGCUAUCGAAGAUAGUCUGCAGGACGGGGUACCGGAAACUAUUGCCGAUCUUAAGCGCGCCGGUAUCAAGGUAUGGGUAGCGACUGGCGACAAGAUGGAAACGGCUAUUGCUAUCGGAAAUAGUACCAACCUGAUCGGUCGAGAGUCCAACAUCAUCGUUAUUAGGGGCGGAAAUAAUCGUUUGCGAUCAGUUUAUCAGCAAAUGCUUCAUGCAGUCGAGGAGUUCUUCCCCGAAUGUGGGAUUCUUGACGAAGAUGAACGCUCUGUGAAAGAGCACAAGUUAGAAUCUCUCUCUUCUAGGGACGAUAAUGCAUUGCGGAGGAUCGAGACGGGACUCUCUUCGAUUGUAGGACCAAACAAUGGUGAUCGGCCCGGUGGAUUCGUUCUGGUCAUUGACGGCGCGGCGUUGGACUAUGCAAGUUCCGAUUUUCUUUCUAUCUGUGCUUUGGGUGAUGAAGAGCACAAAAGCUUAUUCUUGAAACUCACAAUGUUUUGUGAAGGCGUGAUAUGCUGUCGUGUAUCUCCUCUGCAAAAAGCUUUGGUCGUCAGGCUGGUCAAGGAUGGUCUUGGUGCUAUGACUUUGGCUAUCGGGGAUGGGGCAAAUGACGUUAGCAUGAUCCAGGCCGCUGACGUCGGUGUCGGAAUUUCUGGUGAAGAAGGAUUGCAGGCAGUGAACUCUUCGGACUAUGCCAUCGCACAGGCACGUUCAAGCUCAUUCCGAUUCCUUAAACGGCUGCUUUUCGUUCAUGGGUAUUGGUCAUACGCUCGCAAUGGAAACAUGAUUCUGAAUUUCUUCUACAAGAACAUUGUUUGUGUCGGCGUUCUUUGGUGGUUCCAAAUUUAUUGUGGUUGGAGUUCCAACUACGUAUUUGAAUAUACAUAUCUCCUAUUCUGGAAUUCCUUAUGGACUCAAGCAUCUGUUGUUGCCAUCGGUCUUUUUGAUAGAUUAAUAGACGCGGACGUUUUGAUGGCUAUCCCCGAGUUGUAUCGUGAUAGCCGUGAAGGCAAACGGUUUGGCCUUAAAUGGUUGACUGUCUAUAUGUUCGACGGUGUAUACCAGUCUACUGUCAUAUUUUUCCUCAUUCUCUAUGGCUUCUAUUCUCCCACUUCAAGAGCUGAUGGUUACGGCCAAUAUCUCCGAGAAUUCUCAACUACAAUGGUAUUCUCUGCCGUCUUUGUUGUUAACUUUUUCAACGGUAUGAAUACCAAUGUCUGGACCGGUUGGGUGUUCUUCGCUGUCUUCAUCGGUAUCAUUCUCGUAUGGUUGUACACGAUUGUCCGUAGCAUCCUCUCUCUUGAAUGGUUCGCUAACAACAUAUUCCUGUUCAAAUCCGCACUCUUUUGGCUUUCCCUUCCAAUUACUGUGUGCGUUUCGUUGGCACCGAGAUACAUCGCCAAAGCAUGGAAGUUCGGCUUUGCACCUGAUGACGUUGACAUCCUGCGGUACAUACGAAAGGUCCACCCUGACCGAGACUUACGCAGUACGCAUCAUGAGGAGGGUAUUGGCCUACAAGCCAUGAAGAGACCAGUUUAUGGAGAUGACGCGCUUUCAAGACGGACGUCUCGGUCGAGUCACGCCUCCGUGAUUGCUGGACCGUCGAGGCAUGGAUCACAUUCCGCUGUGGACGUUCGGUCUGCCAGUCGAACAGAUAUGUCGACCGGCAUCCGGUCGGUACAUCGUGGAUUUGACUUUGUUACCGAGGAAGGAGGAGUGGCUAUGAGCAGGAUACAGAGUCAUUUGUCGGUGAGGAGGUCGAGUAGUCGCAACCUGACCGAAUUUCCUCGGACGGCUGGUCGACACAAGUCAGGCAAGAAGAGCGUCGACGGGAAGAAGAGUUCUGAUGGACCACCCCACGGUUUCUCGAUACGGAAGGGGCUACGAAAGUUCAGGCCCACAUCUGGUUCUGAAAACCCGUCAUAG
Molecule: messenger RNA, 4310 nt
Organism: Desarmillaria tabescens
Lineage: Eukaryota; Fungi; Basidiomycota; Agaricomycetes; Agaricales; Physalacriaceae
Exons: 15
Coding region: 24-4310 (1428 amino acids)
Biological process (GO): phospholipid translocation
Cellular component (GO): trans-Golgi network; plasma membrane
Molecular function (GO): ATP binding; ATP hydrolysis activity; magnesium ion binding
Source: RefSeq, a predicted model, not a curated record